Messenger RNA from Diospyros lotus (date-plum), 1442 nucleotides. RefSeq names its product chromatin remodeling protein EBS-like. The coding region runs from base 245 to 895 and encodes 216 amino acids. The record is from RefSeq and is a predicted model, not a curated record. Gene Ontology annotation, molecular function: chromatin binding. NCBI's taxonomy places the organism in Eukaryota, Viridiplantae, Streptophyta, Magnoliopsida, Ericales, Ebenaceae. The transcript has 6 exons.
AUCAAUAUAUUUUCCUUCCAAACGCGGCCUAACACUCACUCUUCCCAGUCCCUUCUUCCGAUAGACUAGGGUUCGAGCUCGUCCGUUCUCCGAACAGCCAUUUCAGCUCAAAAUCGGCUUCAAUCCAGCAAGAAUCUCCUCUUUUUUUGUGUCUCUCUCCCACUCUCACCAUCUUUCUCUCUCUAUAAAUAUAUUAUAUACACAUAUAUAUAUCUGGAACCAUAGCAUUGAAGCUCAGUCGUUGAUGGCGAAGACCAAACCAGGCAAGAAAGACUUGGACUCCUACUCCAUCAAAGGAACCAACAAAGUUGUCCGUCCUGGAGACUGUGUGUUGAUGCGGCCGUCGGACUCCGACAAGCCGCCGUACGUGGCGCGGGUGGAGAAGAUCGAGGCAGAUCACCGGAACAACGUGAAGGUUCGGGUGCGGUGGUACUACCGCCCCGAGGAGUCGAUCGGAGGCCGGAGGCAGUUCCACGGAGCCAAGGAAUUGUUUCUGUCCGACCACUACGAUGUGCAGAGUGCUCACACCAUAGAAGGGAAGUGCACUGUUCACUCCUUCAAGAACUAUACUAAGCUUGAGAAUGUCGGCGCUGAGGAUUACUUUUGCCGGUUCGAGUACAAGGCCGCUACUGGAGGGUUCACUCCAGACCGCGUGGCUGUGUAUUGCAAGUGUGAGAUGCCUUAUAAUCCAGAUGACCUAAUGGUGCAAUGUGAGGGAUGUAAGGAUUGGUUUCAUCCUUCUUGUAUGGGUAUGACUAUUGAAGAAGCAAAGAAAUUGGAUCACUUUUUGUGUUCUGAGUGUUCUUCUGAUGAUGAUGCGAAAAGAUCAUUAAACUCAUUUCCAGUGUCACCAUCUAUUGAGUCUAAGGUGGAGCCGAAGCGCAGGAAGAGAUGACUGAUUGAUUAUAAUACAUGUCAUGGAGUUUCUGCUGGCGAACCUGUUUAUCUGCUGGCAUCGAUGAAUUCACAUUGGCUCACUUUCUGAGCUGUGCCCAAAUUGAAUCAGAUCUAUAUUUCAGAUGUUGUGCUCUCUCUCUCUCUCUCUCUCUCUCUGUAAUGUUCUAUGAUUCCUCUUGUUUUCGACUUUGCUGUAAACACAAAUUCUAAGUUAUGCAAAUUUUGGCACAAAACAACCCGUAUUACAACCAAGCAGAUGAAGAAAACAACAAAGCCAAACCAGCCUGUGUGUGUACUUGUGUUUGUAUCAUUGAUUAUUAGCAUAUUGUUUUAAUGGAGUUGCCUGCGUUGAAAGGGUCAGCAACACAAGGAGGGCUCCUCGGAAUCAAGAAAUUUCUUCAGUUGACAUAAGUAGGGUUUGUAGAGUUGUUGGUGUAGCUAAGAAUUUGCAAGUUUUAUUAACUAAUCUUGGUUUGUUUAAUUAUUUCUCUUAUACAUUCAAGAGAGGAAACGUGUAAAUGAAAGGUGGAAUUUUUCCUGUGGUA